GCGAACUGACUCGUUGAAUUCUCAUAGUCAAUGGUCAAAUGGGUCCGGGCGAGAAUUGCAUUUUCAAACCAGAUAACCCGAUUCGACGUCAAUAAAAAGUCUCCUAAUAUUCCAGCUUUCGGAGGAAGAUGGUCACAUGGCGAUUCUGAGUAUCGUGGUAAGAUGUACGCUGCUCCAUGAACGUAGCAGUCUCAUCCAAGCGAAGCAUGGCAUCAAAAUGUUUCGCGAUUUUGAAUACUGCUUCAAAUUGUUGCUCUAGCGCAUUCGAAUCGCCGUGGUCGACUUGGCCUUCCCAUCAAUCACGUUGUCGGACGGUACCGUCCAGACCCAGGGUGGUUUUCGCCAAUGGCAAGAGCAAGGUCUUGGUUUCUGGAAUAAAAAAGUAUAGGUGGUAAAGGUGG
Molecule: messenger RNA, 401 nt
Organism: Aspergillus welwitschiae
Lineage: Eukaryota; Fungi; Ascomycota; Eurotiomycetes; Eurotiales; Aspergillaceae
Exons: 1
Coding region: 177-395 (72 amino acids)
Source: RefSeq, a predicted model, not a curated record